Molecule: messenger RNA, 2715 nt
Organism: Pungitius pungitius (ninespine stickleback)
Lineage: Eukaryota; Metazoa; Chordata; Actinopteri; Perciformes; Gasterosteidae
Gene: gulp1a
Product: GULP PTB domain containing engulfment adaptor 1a
Exons: 12
Coding region: 71-1357 (428 amino acids)
Source: RefSeq, a predicted model, not a curated record
GAGCCCAGGAGGUCUGAGGAGGAGGAGGAGGAGGAGGAGGAGGAGGAGGAGAGGAGGAGGAGACCGCUGGAUGUGGAGCUCAGACCGCGCAGCACCGUGGGCUCUUUUUUACUAUUCUUUCCUACUCCGGGACGGCUUUGGACGUGUCCUCUCGCCUCGCUGUGGAACACAGGCAGACACUCCGGAGGGACCUCGGAGACGCACAUUUUCCACUAUGAACCGCGCCUUCAACAGGAAAAAAGAUAAAUCAUGGAUGCACACCCCGGAAGCCCUGGCCAAGCAUUACAUACCCUACAACGUCAAGUUCCUCGGAAACACAGAAGUUGAAACCCCAAAAGGCACAGAAGUUGUGAAGGAUGCAGUCAGAAAGCUGAAGUUUCAGAGACAUAUCAAGAAGUCAGAGGGACUGAAGACCCCUAAAGUGGAAUUGCAGAUCUCCAUUUAUGGCGUGAAGAUAUUGGAUCUCAAAACAAAAGAUGUGCAGCAUAACUGUCAGUUACAUCGGAUUUCCUUCUGUGCGGAUGACAAAACGGAUAAAAGGAUAUUUACCUUCAUCUGCAAAGACUCCGAGUCCAACAAACACCUGUGCUUUGUGUUUGACAGUGAAAAGUGUGCAGAAGAGAUAACUCUCACCAUCGGCCAGGCGUUUGACUUGGCCUACAAGAAGUUCCUGGAGUCUGGAGGCAAAGACGUGGAAACCAGGAAGCAGAUCGGAACCCUGCAGAAAAGGAUUCAAGAGCUGGAAACGGAGAACUCUGAGCUUAAGCAGCAGCUUCAAGACCUUGAAGAGCAGCUGAUGAUAUCUCAUGUGUCACCACCGCUGCACAUGACCGAGGCGAACGAGGCGUACAUGCUGCAGAGGCCCUCCUCUCUCUUCUGGUGCCACAGCAUCACGUCGCUCUCCUGCCUGGAGAUCUCCUCCCUCACGCUCACGCCCAUGAGCUCGCCGGAGUCCAACGGGCUACUAACUCCUCCGCCUGCCAAACCCGCCCUGCUUCCUCCUAAGCCUCCCGAGGGGUGCAGCAUCCCGCGGCCUCGCGCGGGGAGCAUCUCCAUAAAGCCGCAGUCUACAGACGUUUUCGACAUGGUUCCCUUCUCCCCUGUGACGGCGCUGGUUCCCACGAUGGCCAGUAACGGCUGCCCACCCCCACCACCGACCACUUUACCACCAGACAUGAGUAAAGACCUGUUUGGUGCCGAGCCGUUUGAUCCGUUCACCUGCGGCUCCGCUGACUUCCCUCCGGACAUUCAGUCCAAGCUGGACGAGAUGCAACGUCAGAGAUGGUUUGUACUCUUGGCUCUGCUUGGAUGUCCAUGUGGUUGUGUCUUUGUCUCGCAUGUCUGUGGAGGACGCUGAAUGCUCCCACUCUGAUGGUCUAAUCGAUCUCUUCCAUCGUCUCCACAAUGUUACUCUUUGUUCCAGUAGAGAUUUAGUGCACCGGCCUCAAGCCUCAUUGCCUUUAAUUAGUAGCUUUUUUUCACCAGCUCCGUAGCUCUUUAGUUAAUGAGCUGCUUGUGCCAGACUGAGACUUUCUAGUAAUAAGUAAAAAAAACAUGUUGAUUUUCAGCUAAUGAUCCCUUUAAACUAUGCUAUAGCUUUUGGAAUAGAUAUCCAAUUCUAUAAACUCUUGGUGCAAUAUUACAAUAAGUACAAGUAUGUUUUAAGUUGAAAAAAAUAGCUUUGAACUUUCUGAUGUUUAGUCCCACUGAUGCUUCUCUCAUUAGCUGCAUGCCUCAUUGUUCCUGCUGAGGUUAGGACCCUGUACACAUUGUACAUUUUGCAUGUCUGAACGCAUGAGGCGACACCAGUGUUUCAUUCCCUUUCACCCUCAGCGGUUUAGAGACAUCCCAUCGCCUGCAACGUGUACAUGAAUCCCACUUCCUGUCUAAAGGGCAACAUGUGACCCCACAGAGACCAGUGUCACUGGAUGUCACAGCUGUUCUCUGGCUUGUCUUCCAGGAGGGGUUCAAAAUGGGACUGACCUUAGAGGGCACCGUCUUCACUCUGGACCCGCUCGACAGUCGCUGCUGAUGCCAUGAAGAUGCUCUUUGUUGCGUACUUUUAACUCGUUUGUAUGAAGAAGUGCCAGAAUCCACUCCACUGUUGAGUCAAGAUGUCACGGUUUUCAUCUUGAGGUUUAUAUGCAUUUGCAUUUAGAUUGUUUUUAUUUAGAAUAUUUCAAGGUAGACUCGGACCCAUUACAGAAAAUAACUAUUUUUGUAAAAGAAAAGAAGAGAGAGGAUUUCUGACAGAUGUAAAUAGUUGAAUAUGUCCAAUGGUACACUCUGUGACAGACUUUUCUUAUGAAACGAUUUGUGUGAAUGCACUAUUUGAACUUGUAUCGUUAACACAUUCCUGUUUGUAUGAACACAAGCUGGCGGAGAAGAUUAAUGGCAUUUGUAUCAUUAGGUUUUCCCAUAACAACUCAUUAUUUUAAUUAACAUUACAUAGUUAAUCAUUCCAGUUUCUGCUUUAAGGCUUCCCCAUUAUUCCACCUUUUUUUGACAGUUAUUUUUAGUUUGUCCUGUAUUGAGUUGCCAUUUCAGUAUUUACUUUAUUUUUAAAUUGUAAUCAUUUUAGUCUCCUCUUUUCUUGCACCAGGAGUCACUUUUUUGGACAGCCUCUGUCUAUAUUCACAGUGCUUUUCCAUUUUUUUCUUCUUUUGGUUGCAUUGACUUUGCUGUUACAGAUAUUAAAGAAAAUCUUUAUGCGAA